This is a messenger RNA of Drosophila grimshawi, 3166 nucleotides long. It is a transcript of the gene stmA, whose product is annotated as protein EFR3 homolog cmp44E. Bases 108 to 2609 code for a protein of 833 amino acids. The record is from RefSeq and is a predicted model, not a curated record. Gene Ontology annotation, biological process: protein localization to plasma membrane. NCBI's taxonomy places the organism in Eukaryota, Metazoa, Arthropoda, Insecta, Diptera, Drosophilidae. Gene Ontology annotation, cellular component: plasma membrane. The transcript has 9 exons.
UCGAGCACAAGUGAAAACGAGAGCUUUAUUCCCGUUACGCAGCAACAGCUGACUUAAACAAACCAUUUAUACACAUGCACACACACACAUAAUAAGUGAUAAAUUCAAUGGCGCUAAUUCGCUGCUGCUUUGAGCCACCCGAACUGCCCGAGUUCUUCGAUAGCUUCGUACAAAAAUGCACAGAUCCCAGUUGCUGCUGCGGUUGCUGUUCAGCGCUGCGUCCACGUUACAAGCGUCUUGUGGACAACAUUUUCCCAGUGAAUCCGGAGGAUGGCUUGGUCAAGUCGAAUAUGGAGAAGUUGACCUUCUAUUCGCUCAGCUCGCCGGACAAACUGGAUCGUAUUGGCGAAUAUCUUUACCAGAAGGCCACCAAAGACAUCAAUCGCAAGCGCUACAAACUGGCCGAGAUUGCCAUGGAGGCCAUGGAUCUGUUGCUCCAAGCUUGUCAUGCUCAGACCACACUAAAUCUGUUUGUGGAAUCAUUUUUGCGCAUGGUUCAAAAACUGCUCGAGGAUUCGAAUCCGAAUUUAAAAAUAAUGGCAACCAAUUCUUUCGUCAAGUUUGCCAAUAUAAACGAGGACACGCCGUCGUAUCAUCGACGCUACGAUUUCUUCAUCUCGAAAUUCUCGUCCAUGUGCCACAGCGAUAGUCAGGAUUUGCGGGAUAGUCUUCGACUUGCUGGCAUCAAGGGAUUGCAGGGUGUCAUUCGGAAGACGGUCUCCGACGAUCUGGUCGAGAAUAUUUGGGAGGCACAGCAUAUGGAAAAGAUUGUGCCUUCUCUGCUAUUCAAUAUGCAGUUUUGUGUAAACGUUAUGUUUGUGAAGAAAAAUUUACUGGCGUCGGGUGACCUGACACCCGUUGAGGAUGCCACCAAUGUGACGCCGCCAGUGCUGGCCGAGGAGGUGCUGCGCGAACUUGUGGGCCGUGCCUCAUUUGGACACAUACGCAGCGUACUAAAACCGCUGCUGACUCAUCUGGAUCGGCACGAGCUGUGGGUGCCCAACACCUUUGCCAUCCACACGUUCCGCAUUGUGAUGAUCUCGAUACAGCCACAGUACUCGUACACCGUUGUGGAGACCCUAAUGCAACAUUUGGACUCUAAUUUCAAGUCGUCGCCUAAGACACGCACCUCGCUGGCCGUUGUGCUCUCCAAGAUCAUUGCCAUUGCGGCAGGCGAGAGUGUGGGUCCAUCGGCGCUGGACAUCAUUAACAAUCUGCUGACGCAUUUGCGGACCAGCGUCAGCACCACAACGGAAAUAACACCGGAGGAGUCACAGUACCAGGAGGCAUUAAUCAAUGCGUUGGGCGAGUUUGCCAAUCAUCAUCCAGACUAUCAGAAGAUUGAGAUCAUGCUGUUCAUCAUGAACACGGUGCCGGAUCUGUCCAAGAAGAGCAAGGGCGAUCAGAUGCUGCAGAACAUACUGCUCAAAUCGCUGCUGAAGGUGGGCAAUCAAUACAGCACCGUCUCCUUUGAGAAAGCCUUUCCCGCCUCGUUCCUGCAGCCGCUGUUGCGAAUGGCACGUGCUCCACACGAUCCCACCCGCAUGAUUGUAAUGCAGAUAUUCCAGGCUCUGUUGGAUCGCCACCAGAACGAGCAGGUGCUCAGCAGUGUCAGUGUCAAGCCGUAUCCGGCUCUCUCCCAAGAGCCACCCUCACGCUCCGACAUCAUCUUCACGCACAAGUACGGAGCGAACAUUAUGCAGGCCCUCAUCGACAGCAUGGCGCUCUCGGAUCGCGUGGAUGCGCUCUCCGCCAGCUACAACACAGCUGCGCUGCUCAUCGUCGAGAUGUCCUGUAGCGAGACGGUCCAGGAGUUCUUGCUCUUCAUACUGGGCAUACAGCAAGUGGCAAGCACUCUGGAAACGUUGGGCGCUGUGCACCGCUGCAAUUUGCAUGGCAUCUCGAUAGCGCUGCUGGUGCUCAUCUCGCGCGUGAGUGGCAUCAACAGUCUGCUCGAGUACGCCCAGAAGAUAAUUGAGGCGCGACGCGAGGAAGCCACCUACUAUUUGCCGCCACUGCUCGACCCAAAGAAGGUGUCCAGCAGCAGUAAAAACCUGAAUCUAUCGCUUCCCCAUCUGGCCAUCGAUAAGUUGGCGCUGGGCGAGUGUAUGCAAAAUGCGGGCAUGGAUGCACAGCGUCUGAAUACUGGAGCACCGUACACACUCAAUCAGACAGAUCAUCCGGGUCAUCGGCACUCGUGGGUGGAAACGGUUAGCAAUCAGAAUGCGCAACGCAACAGUUCCGCCGAUCUGACCGUUUACAAUGGGGAUGUAGACAGCGUGAGCAGCUCCCCGGGUGUCUCCAAGAAAGCCCUCUCUCCGGAGUUCAAUUUUGAUGCAAUGAAGCGAGCGUUGGCCGAGCCAACGGAGGCCGUGAAACGGGAACAACGCGAAAAACAAAUGCAAAUAGUGCGCACAUUCCGUGAGGGUGAAUUCGAUGAUCUGAUCCGACGCACCGAACCGAAGCACGAUCUCAUCCAGAAUCGUUUGAAUGAGCUCUUCAACUCGCUAGCCGUGGAGCGCCAGAUUACCCAAAGCGACAACAAGACAGCCCUGCAGAGUGAGAAGCCCGUCUAUGAGACGAAAUUUCCCGAGCUGUUCUACUACUAACCUACCUAUAAGCUAUGGUAAUAAGUAAUGCUGCCAGCUCGGGGAUUCCCCCGGUUCCCCCUGGUUGCAAAUAAUAGCUAAAUUAUUUGUACUUUUCUUCUUCUGGGGUAGGGUAAUAGUUUUUUCUUGACCACGACAAACCCUUUUGCUUUUUUGUUAUUAAAUGCACUAAAUAGUAUUGUUAUUAAUAAAUACAUAUACCUCGUUAAAUAUUCAGAAAGAAAGACACUUAAUUGUUUAUAUAAAAAGUUCACACAUUUAAUAUGUGAUAUUUAUGCGAAUUUUGUGUAGCAAAUAAUAACGAAAUUAUUUGUAAUUUAUUUUUUGGAGGCAGGCUAAAAGUUCUUUUUGUUUCCUUCUGUUAUUAAAUGCACUAAAUAGUAUUGUCAUUAAUAAAUACAGAUGCCUUGUUAACUAUUCAAUGAGAAAAACAAUGAUUUUUAUAUGCAAAUAAUCGCGAAUUAUUUAUAGUUUUUGUUCUUCUUUUGAUUAAUAAAUGCGCUUAAAGAGUAUUGUUAUUAAUAAAUACAUAUUACCUUGUUAACCAUGCAAUAAAA